Molecule: messenger RNA, 1226 nt
Organism: Neltuma alba
Lineage: Eukaryota; Viridiplantae; Streptophyta; Magnoliopsida; Fabales; Fabaceae
Product: electron transfer flavoprotein-ubiquinone oxidoreductase, mitochondrial-like
Exons: 10
Coding region: 72-1226 (384 amino acids)
Biological process (GO): electron transport chain
Cellular component (GO): mitochondrial inner membrane
Molecular function (GO): electron-transferring-flavoprotein dehydrogenase activity
Source: RefSeq, a predicted model, not a curated record
UAGAAAUAGAAGAUCUCCUUCUCCUUUCAUAAUAUUUCUAAGGAGCAGCGCGGGAAUCCUAAAUCGGAACCAUGCCUCAGUUUCGAUCCUUCUUGUUCAAAUCCAGUCGCUUCCAUUCACGCUCUAGUUCCAUUAGUUCGGCCACUUCCUCAGUCUCCCGUUCUCACUUCGCUCCGUUUUCUCCUCAUUCUGACCUUCUCGACCGCCCUGCUUCGAAUGGCUUUUCGUAUCUUCGUCGUCUGCUUCAAUAUUCUAGCGCCUUUGGUUCCGAUAAUGAUUUGCGUCGAGCUCUCUCAAUUCGGAAGAGUUUGAGCAAAAUGGGAAGUGGAAAUGUUAGGGGUUUCUGUACCGAGCCUGACCGGGAGUCCAUAGAGUAUGACGUCGUAAUCGUCGGGGCUGGACCUGCCGGUUUAUCUGCGGCGAUUCGGUUUAAGCAAAUGUGCCGUGAAAAGGAUGUCGAUUUGUCAGUAUGUGUCGUCGAGAAAGGUGCUGAAGUCGGUGCUCAUAUUCUUUCUGGAAACGUUUUUGAACCCAGAGCACUGAAUGAGCUUCUUCCGAGGUGGAAGCAAGAAGAGGCUCCAAUCAGUACCCCUGUUACUUCUGAUCAGUUUUGGUUUCUGACCAAGGACCGUGCAUUAUCGCUUCCAUGUCCUUUCAGCAAUCAGGGAAAUUACGUAAUAAGUCUUAGUCAGUUAGUACGUUGGAUGGGAGUGAAAGCUGAAGAGCUGGGAGUAGAAAUAUAUCCGGGAUUUGCUGCUAGUGAGAUAUUAUUUGAUGCAAACAACAAAGUUAUUGGCAUUGGAACUAAUGAUAUGGGAAUUUCAAAAGAUGGUUCGAAGAAGGAAAAUUUUCAGCGUGGCGUUGAGAUUAAAGGUCGCAUAACACUUCUGGCUGAGGGAUGCCGAGGAUCAUUAUCAGAGAAAAUUAUAAAGAAGUUCAGCCUGAGAGAGAAGAGCAGGGCACAACAUCAGACAUAUGCCUUGGGAAUUAAAGAGGUUUGGGAAAUUGAUGCAGAAAAGCACCAGCCUGGGGUAGUACUUCACACACUGGGCUGGCCCUUGGAUCAUAAGACUUACGGGGGAUCAUUUCUGUAUCACAUGAAUGAUAGACAAAUAUCUAUAGGCCUUGUGGUUGCUUUGAACUAUCAGAACCCUUAUAUGAAUCCUUAUGAGGAAUUCCAGUUUUUGAAUACUUGGGAAAUAAAGGAAAAUAGCAACCUUAUAUGA